GUGGGUGUCUUUCCACCGGGAGCACCGAAUCGCUGCUGGCGCAGGAUGUGCAUCCUUCGACUGGCUGCUGCAAGUGAUGCCAAGUGCGGAUCUUGCUGCCAUGACCGAGUGUUGGACGGACUCCGGAUCGCUCCAGGACCUCUCGACCAAGGCCGCCGACGCCUUCAGAGACAGCGCCGUAGCGACUGCGGACGCCCGUGUCAACACAG
Messenger RNA from Symbiodinium necroappetens, 209 nucleotides. Lineage: Eukaryota; Dinophyceae; Suessiales; Symbiodiniaceae. The record is from the annotation of a GenBank genome assembly.